UUUUUCUUUGCGUUUAGUGUUUUGAGCGGGGAUUUUCAAUUGUAAACAAGCAAUUUUAGUCCGAAGUUACCAAUUUGUUCACACUCACCAUUGUAAAGAUGGAUCCACAAAAGCCCAGAAUAUACAAAACGCUGAAUUACACUAUAACAAAGCGAAAUACAGAAGCUCCCGUAAAAGUUGUGCCGCAAGAAGUCACGUUUUCAGACAGUACUUGUUUACUGGAGCUGAACAACUGCUGCCGCUUAUGCUUGGAGGAGCCACAUCCCAAACAAAUGCUGGACAUGAGCACCAUUUAUGACCAGGACGCGGAAUUGAGCUAUUACGACUGCUACGAGAUCUGCACCAAAGAAGACCUCCGGCAGAUAACAAACGAUAGCGAGCCGAAUACCUUGUGCAAACGUUGUGCAGUGGAACUCCAAUGGGCUUAUGAUUUCCACAAGAAAGUGGCUAUUGCCAAUCAGCAGUUGAGGGAGAUAUUUUGCGUCACCGAAACCAGUGAUGACCCUGAUGAGGAGGAAGGUGAGGACGAUGAUGGGGAUAUGAGUGAUGAGUUCCUUCUAGAGGAGGUUGAAGAUAAGCACGAUGACCCAGAAGCGCAGGAUGAGCAGAAAACCACUAAUAACCUUGAUAAUUUGGAGGACAUCGUCCCACGCCAUCGCCAUUCAGGGCAAUUCAGCUGCAAAUUCUGCCACAAAGUGUUCAAGAACCAUUCCCGCAUGGCCAAGCACCGGCUCAUUCACCUGGCCAACCGUCCUCACUUCCAGUGCAGCCAAUGCGACAGGGGCUACCUUACUAAACAAGCCCUCAAAGUACACGUAGAUUCAAAGCACAGGGAAUCUGGAUCCCGGUGCAACACCUGCGGCAAGGUUUUUGCCAUUGCCAAAGCUUUGGAGAUUCAUGAACGCUAUCACAACAGAGAUUUUCCUUAUGCUUGUGAUCUUUGCGAUCGGCGAUUUGCACAGCGAUCCCAUUUGACUGUCCAUCAGCAGGUGAAGCACACUGGCUCUCGCUUUAUUUGCGAGUUUCCCAACUGCCAGAAGUCUUUUACUUCAUCAUCAUCUCUCAGGAAUCACGAGUGCACCCAUACGGCGAUGCCCUUUGAGUGUGCUCACUGCCAGCAGAGUUUCCCAGCUCGUAACAAGCUUCGCGGGCACCUUGAGCGCAAACACAAUAUGCAGGUGGGGUUAGAUGACCUGGAAGAGAUGCGCAAGUUUCACAUCGUGCGUUCAAAGUUGGUAAUGGCGAAGGUUUAUACAGGACACGAAGAAUCAGACAUCAGUCCCAAGAAGAAUAGCAGUGAUGAGCCUAACUAAGAAACCUAUUUAAAAAAGUAACUUAGAAAGUUGAAACCAAAAGAUGCUACUUGAACUUAAAUAUUUCUUAAUAUAAUAUGAGAAAAGCGCUGUAGAGAAGCUUAUGUAUGAGUUUAAGCGCUAAAAUUAAUCUCUACCAUCACAAAAUCCGUAAAAUUGACUUACAAAUAUCACAUUCAAUUUAUUUCACGCUUUCCUUUGGUUAGCUUACACGGAUAAGGUUAGAUAUUCACAAACAUAUAUAAAGAUAUCAUAGACAAAAUAAAUGCUGCUAAAUCUGA
This is a messenger RNA of Drosophila eugracilis, 1594 nucleotides long. Its product is annotated as zinc finger protein 425. The transcript is spliced from 2 exons. Gene Ontology annotation, cellular component: nucleus. Gene Ontology annotation, biological process: regulation of transcription by RNA polymerase II. Lineage: Eukaryota; Metazoa; Arthropoda; Insecta; Diptera; Drosophilidae. The record is from RefSeq and is a predicted model, not a curated record. Bases 99 to 1313 code for a protein of 404 amino acids. Gene Ontology annotation, molecular function: DNA-binding transcription factor activity, RNA polymerase II-specific; zinc ion binding; RNA polymerase II transcription regulatory region sequence-specific DNA binding.